CUGAAUAGUGGAUUUGUGAUACACGCAUGAGUGCUGGGCCCAUCCUUGGCAAAUUCCUCUUCAUUUCAUUGCGUUUUUUUACUGAAUUGCAGUGUUCGGGUUAGAAGCAUUUCAACAAUGCUGCAAACUGUAGCCUUACCCGCUCCCUAGAAGCUGUUGAGGUUACGCGAACCGAGUCUGUUUGAACAUGCCCCAUCUCCUCUUCCGUGAGGGUUGACAUGCAGAUCCACAUGCAAGUCCUCUGAGUCUUAAUUGCAGCGCGAGGUGAGUGUCACGUUAUUCACAAGUGAAGUUCUUGCAAUGAUGACUAGAAAAAUUCCUGAUUACAGCAGAAGUGAGAUGUUUCGUUUCUUCUCAGAUGGGUCAUGGUGAUUUAGUUUUAGGGUUUCUGUGAUGGGGCGUGGUUUGUAAACCACGUGGGCUGAUUGUAAGUCGGGCAAUUUGAUGACUGCAGUGAGAUUAAUAUCUGUGCAGCCGUUCCAUGCGGGUCUGGAAUCAGGUUGUGUGAAAGGAAAACGGGACGUGUCUUGCAGAAUGGUGGGCGCUGCGGCGAAAACCGGCACGAGCGGGAAGAAACAGAAUAAGAAGAAAUCGUUGAAAUCGCAAGAUCUGAUGGCUUGGCCAACUGUGUCUCCAAAACCUUCUCUCAAGCGCGACCUCAGCCACUCCAUUCACCUCUUCACAGUGCCGGAUUUUUUGAGUCAGAAUGAGUGCGAAGCUUUCAUACGGUGUGCAGAUGCUCGCGGAUUGGAACACCAAGGCAGCGGGGGUCCUGCUAAGGGCGAAGCUUUUCGCGACAAUGAGCGGCUAGCGGAUUACAAUCCCGACCUUGCAAAUAUGCUAUGGCAAGCCGGAUUGCGGGAGAGUUUCCACGACAUCGUUCUCCCAGGAGGCAGAGUUGCUGUGGGAUUAAACCCCAAUAUUCGCUUGUACAGGUAUGGACUGGGCCAGCGUUUUGGCCCGCACUACGACGAGAGUGUGGAUAUGGAUGGAGGCGGCGCCACUGAAUUCACGUUGCUUAUUUAUUUGACUGGGGGUUUGAGUGGCGGUGAGACGGUCUUCUAUGAAAGGCGAAAAGUUGUCGCGGAGGUUGCACCAGUGGCAGGGUUGGCGCUCUUCCAUAUUCACGGUGCUCGCUGUUUAUUGCACGAAGCCAAGCCUGUCCUCAAGGGCGUUAAGUACGUGUUGCGCUCCGAUGUGGUGUUCGCAUGAGGAAUGAACUCCGACAUCAUGUGGAUUGUUCCAUUUUCAUGCAAGCAUUUAUAUUUCCCUCCAACUAGGGGAUCGGUGGCUGUACAUUUUCACUUCUAAUCAAGGAUUUUAACACGUGAUUGUUGCAUUGAUCACAUGCUUAUCUCGACAGCUCCACGAAGUUGGAGUGCAUUCGUUGAAGGGCUUUAUUCGUGGAAUAGGGUUUUAAAGCAGUUCAUGUCUUCCCCUGCACAGGAUAAAGAAAGCACUUCUGUACACCAGAUAGUUUGAUCUGAAACUGCUUGUGGGUAUGGAUUCGCUGAGGAUAUGAAGCUUCGAGGUGUUAUGUAUGAUUAGAGGCCACAAUUCCUUUUGUGAUUACAUGGUAUAUGAGAAUAGCGUGAAUCCCAUUAAACUAAGUGUUUCGAGAAUAGUUUGAACGCAACUAGUGUAUUGUUCAAGCUAUUGAUAAAGUGGAGCUGGUUCCUGUCUCCAUGGACAGUAGGUCCCUAGAAAGCUUUUUAAAGCAUUGUAAGUUGUAACAGUAACAAAAAAAAUUCGCAUAAUUUGAAAUUGAAGUAAUUUGGAAUUUGCGUUAUUA
Physcomitrium patens is the source of this 1792-nucleotide messenger RNA. RefSeq lists its product as uncharacterized. Gene Ontology annotation, biological process: peptidyl-proline hydroxylation to 4-hydroxy-L-proline. Lineage: Eukaryota; Viridiplantae; Streptophyta; Bryopsida; Funariales; Funariaceae. Gene Ontology annotation, molecular function: L-ascorbic acid binding; procollagen-proline 4-dioxygenase activity; iron ion binding. Gene Ontology annotation, cellular component: endoplasmic reticulum. The record is from RefSeq and is a predicted model, not a curated record.